AUGGCUGCCUGGGAGUAUAAGUGUUGGGGGUUUGAUAGCCUGAAACUUCUUCCUGUUCACGAUCCUUCGCCUUGUUUACUUCACGAUCUUCCUCGGACACAACCUUCGCACUAUCGUCAGCUCACUAGAAACCACCAUAUCACCAGAGCAUCCAUUGGAUCCCAACUGACCAACACGUCACAAACCUCACCGGCUACAUGCAAAAAGCCUUCACUCAAGAUGUUUUUCAUCGCCGCUAUCCGCAACUGGAGGGUUGACCCGCGCCGUGUCAAAGACGAAGCCAUCCGCAUGUUGAGGAUCUUGACCGGGUCGAUAUAG
Messenger RNA from Neurospora tetraspora, 318 nucleotides. RefSeq lists its product as uncharacterized. The coding region runs from base 1 to 318 and encodes 105 amino acids. The record is from RefSeq and is a predicted model, not a curated record. The transcript has a single exon. Lineage: Eukaryota; Fungi; Ascomycota; Sordariomycetes; Sordariales; Sordariaceae.